Molecule: messenger RNA, 1657 nt
Organism: Esox lucius (northern pike)
Lineage: Eukaryota; Metazoa; Chordata; Actinopteri; Esociformes; Esocidae
Gene: nfil3-4
Product: nuclear factor, interleukin 3 regulated, member 4
Exons: 2
Coding region: 164-862 (232 amino acids)
Biological process (GO): circadian rhythm; regulation of DNA-templated transcription
Cellular component (GO): nucleus
Molecular function (GO): DNA binding; DNA-binding transcription factor activity
Source: RefSeq, a predicted model, not a curated record
CAGGUGGGGUAGAUGGGAUGAUGAAUAUACAGUUAUGACAAUAGUGGACUGUUGCUCACAGAGACGCGAAAGGCGGGCACAGGCACAUUGAGUGAGGUCACAGAAACAUCACCUCAGUGGUGGACACACUGGAAUAGUUAUCCAACAGCUAAAGUAAGAAUAAAUGGAGACCAUGUCACUGUCGCCAAACGGGAGCAUUGAGGAACUGGAAGACAGUCGUAUUGGCUCCGUAGACGAAGAGCUGACACCCAAGGGCCUGAGGCGUAAGAGAGAGUUCAUCCCAGAUGAAAAGAAGGACGCCACCUAUUGGGAGAAACGUCGCAAGAACAAUGAGGCGGCCAAGCGCUCCCGGGAGAAGAGAAGGGUUAAUGAUUAUGUGCUGGAGAGCCGCCUGGUGGCCAUGAGUGAAGAGAAUGCCAGGUUGAACACAGAACUGCUGGCCCUCAAACUCCGCUUUGGCCUGGUGAGCCCUGCGGCCUACGCUGCCCACCAAAGCAGCCUUCUGCGGCUCCACCAUGCUCACACCCUCAGCCCCCAGUCCCCAACAAAUAGCAGCCCAACCCAGCCCAGAGACAGGGACAUCUACUGGGGCCGGGUGCGCAACUACAGAGACCUCUCCACCCUGCCCACAUACCACGACCAACCCCCUGUUCUGACUGGACAACCUGCCCCUGCCUCGAUCCAUCCAUCCCUACAAACCAGAAGAGGGUACCCAUACUUCUUAGAUGUGCCAGGUGUCUAUCCUGCAAACUCCUCCUCCGUUCUCAUACCCCCGUUUUUCCCCCCCCCCUAUAUCGUCCUGGCCAAGGGUUCCCCUGCUGAGACCCACCCCAAAGCGAGGAGGUUCAGACGAGGAGUGUGAACAGCAAGUUCCAGCGGCCUCCUCCAGUGCAGCGUUACCACACAAGCUGAGGAUAAAGACCCUCCGAGCUCCUGGUGUUCACAGGGAUGUCAGAGACAGGGCCUCCCCCCAAUGCUGAGUGGUUGCCUGACCGCACUGCACAGCAGCACAGACCAACCACAGCGAUGUGAACACAAAGGAUCAAUGCCCUCAGUGCUGUAACACAGACACCAAAGUUACAGCAAAGAUGUUAUGUACAAUUUAAAUCAGACAUAACACUUUUUUUAUUCUUCUGGUUUUGCCACGCUUCCUUAAUAUGUACUGUAGCAUAAUAACUUGCUGACUUGGAGAUUAGGCUAUAUAUUUCUAACAUAAUUUAGCUGCAUCUCUCAGGCACUUAAUCUUUCAGUAAACUAGAACUCUUGAGCCAUUCGAUGUAGAGACACCAAACGACCUUUCACAUAUUCAGACGAUCCUAACAAAACAGAAAAUAAUGCACCAACAGACAUUAACACCAAAGUAAUUUAAAUAAACAAUUAUGCAAUUAAUUAUGUGAAUGCCAAGAAUUGUAGCUGGUGUCUAUCAAACGCUUUAUUAAUCUCCAGUUAUGUUUACAGUCUUUCAGACAUUAAAGGAUACUUUGUGGUUUCUUGUGAUCUUCGUGUUUGAUGGUCUCUCCACCAGAAAGGCCCCAAAAAACUUUAAAUUGUGAUUCAGUUUUAGUUUAACAGCUGUUACAAACUCCAGCUAACUUCAUCCACAGCUGAAUAUCAUGGCAUGUGAGAAUGUAAAAUAAUAAACAAUAAUAAAAAUGGU